Myripristis murdjan (pinecone soldierfish) is the source of this 1848-nucleotide messenger RNA. Its product is annotated as kelch repeat and BTB domain-containing protein 12-like. Gene Ontology annotation, molecular function: protein binding. Lineage: Eukaryota; Metazoa; Chordata; Actinopteri; Holocentriformes; Holocentridae. The transcript has 9 exons. The record is from RefSeq and is a predicted model, not a curated record. Bases 1 to 1848 code for a protein of 615 amino acids.
AUGGAUGAUUCAGUCCCAUUCUCUGCUCAGGCAGAGCAUGGCUCCGUCCUGCUCGGGCAGCUAGAGAGGAUGAGGAUGGCCGAGGAGCUCACUGAUGUGGUGCUUGUGGCAGAGGGUGUUUCCUUUCCCUGCCACAGGGUGGUGCUGUCUGCAUUCAGCCCUUACUUCCAGGCCAUGUUUACGUGUGGUCUGAAGGAAACCCGAGGAGGAGAGGUGGCUCUCAGAGACACUCCUGCCAAGAGCCUGGAGCUGCUACUGGGUUACAUGUACCGGGCCGAUCUCCCCCUCUCCAAUGAAAAUAUCCAGGGAGUGGCUUCUGCUGCCUUCCUGCUCCAUGUAGAUGGAGCCUUCAGGUUGUGUCAGAGUCACAUGGAGGCCAGUAUGGACCCCUCCAACUGUGUGGGGCUGUACCACUGGGCCAAGGACCUGGGUGCCACCAGCCUAGCUGACUGUGCCCUGAGAUACCUCUGCCAGCACUUUGCUCAGGUGUGCCGUGAGGAGGAGCUGCUGGAGCUGGAUGCCCACAGUCUGGGGGCUCUGCUAGGAUCAGAUGACCUCAACAUCUCCCAGGAAGAGAGUGUGCUGGAGCUGGUGCUGCACUGGGUGGAGAGGCGCAGAGGAGACAUGCAGAGUGAAGCCCAGGCGGUAGAGUUACUCAGGCGGGUACGACUGGAGCUUGUGGACCCUGGAUUCCUCCGUAAAGCCAGGAGGAGGAACCCGGUGUUGCUGCGAGAUGCUGAGUGUUUUGGGAUGAUUGAUGCAGCUCUCCAGACUUCAGGUCUCUCUGAGACAGCAGCCCCCCCUCGGCCAGCACUCCGUUAUGGCAUGGAGACCACUGACGUGCUGCUCUGCUUGGGUGGGAUAGAUGAGGCAGGGGUGCCCGCUCGCCGAGGGGGACUUGCAGAUCUCAGCUUUUGCUUUGCACCCCAUGGUAAACGGACUCUCUAUAUCCCUUCUCCAUUGAAGGGCUCUGGAGGCAGGGGCCAGAUCACAGCAGGGGCAGUGACACGGGACAACAGUAUAGUGGUGGCCAUAGAGGCAGAGGACCAACACAGGGUGAAGAGGCUGGACAUUUACAGGUAUGACCAGUCAGAGGAGAGCAGCUGGGUGGGGCUGUGCUCAACAGCUUACAGGGACAUGUACGCUUUAGGGAUGCUAGGCGACACCCUAUAUCUAAUAGGUGGUCAGAUGAAAAUGCGCAACCACUACAUCAUCACAGACAGUGUGGAGAGAUGGUCCCUGAAGAGAGGAGGCAGCUGGCUCAGCUUCGCACCCCUGCCUCUCCCCCUAGCCUGCCACACCACUGUCAGUGUGAAAGAGCAUCUCUACGUGAUGGGGGGCUGGACACCACAGGACCAGCCAGACGAUGACCCAGACAAGCUGAGCAACCGAGUUUUUCGGUUUGACGCAGGCAAGGACAGAUGGACAGAGUGUGCCAGGAUGAAGUACUCCAGGUACCGCUGUGGCUUGGGUGUCCUCAAUGGAGAGAUCUACAUACUAGGUGGUAUAGGAUGUGACGGGGAGGACCGCGGCCAGUCUCGUCGCUGUCUGACCUCUGUGGAGAUCUACAACCCAGAGACGGACACCUGGAGGGCAGGACCAAGCCUACCCACACCCCUACUCUCUCUCCGAACCAAUGCCUCCAAUGUUGGAGUAGCAGAGGGCAAGCUUUACCUCUGUGGAUACUAUAAAGGGGCAGGCCGUCAUGAGAUCAUCACCAAGGAGAUUCUGGAGCUGGAUCCGGCAGACAACGUGUGGACGGUGGUAGAGAGACGAGCAGCCAUGCAUGACAGCUAUGACGUCUGUCUGGUGGCCAACCUCAACCCUAGGGACCUCUUCACACCCUAA